CACACGUGCAUGAGUAUGAAGCCGUAAUUCUUCGCAGUUGCCAACCGAGGGAACCGGGGCUUGUCGUGAUGAUGUCUAGACUUCACGCAUGAAAACCCACAGUGACUUUCUAUUUUUGAUAAAUGAAACACUUUAAAGGCGCCUCUGGGUAGAGAGACAGGCAAUGCCAGACAGCGAUGCUCUGACAGUGGAGGCAAGAUGUUCAGCUCCCUGGGAAUUCUGGGAGCACUCCUGGAGAGCAGGAUCGCCCGUCGUGUUACUUGCAGUUCAUUUCUGGCAGGGAGAAGCAACGUCUGUCUCCACGCCAGACUUGACACAGCGGGUGACCGAGAGCGAAACGCGAUAGGGUGUCGAUGUCUACCCACUCUCGCACGUCAUUAGCUGAGAGCAGACAUCUCCACAACCUCCCGUCCCUCUCUCCUCCUUUCCCUGCCCGUGCCCGCGCACGCAGGUGCUGCUGCCGGCGGCGGGGGCGCGCUGGAUGACGUAAGGGGCGCGCCCGCACAGCGGUGAUGGCGGUGCGUGAACGCGCAGCGGCAGUAAUGGCUGCUCUGGAGCGGCGGUUUCCCAGUCUCGAUGAUUUCGCAGGCCAGAGCUGGAGCUCCUGGGUGGAGAGGGCGGCCUUGCCCGCAUCGGAAGGCGGGGGCGAAGUGGAGGAGUGCGGCAAGUCCGGGCGGAAGCGGCAGGAGGCCAUGACCCUGAGGAAGGAAGACAUGUCCAUCUUUGGGCACUGCCCGGCACACGAUGACUUCUACCUGGUGGUGUGUGGUCACUGCAGCCAGGUGGUCAAGCCACAGGCCUUCGAGAAGCACUGUGAGAAGAGGCACGGACCGCUCGGCAAGCUGUACAGCCGUCUGCAGCUGUCCCCCUCCGCGCCCCCACAUCGAUCACGCCUCGGGCACCCGCCCUCUCUCCACGGGACGCCCAGAGCUGUGCGGGACAGGCCACAAGGGGCGCCCCCCCCCCGAGCCCCGCCGCAGCCCCACCCCCCUGUGCUCCAGCAGAGGAACGCCAAGGGGCAGAGGGAGGGAAGCUGCUUGUUUACAUCGGCAGGGUCCUCGGAGAAGCAGUCGUCCGUGUCUCUGCCUGACAGCUCCAGUGUGAAGCCACCCCCUCCUCCGGAGUCUCCCCAGGCCUCCCCGUCUCCCAGCCCCCGAGACACGCCGCCCAAGGGAACCCCGCCUUCGGAGAAACAGCUUGCCCGGCGAGGGGAGCCAAGUCGGACGCCCGAAACCCUGGGCGCCCUCUCAAGUGGGCAGAAGAAUUACAAGAAGGCUUCCAGGAAAGAGUGUGACCUGGACAAGCACUGUGGGGUGAUGGACCCCGAGAGGAAGAAGCUGUGCACCAGACUGCUCACCUGUAAUAUCCAUUCCAUCCACCAGCGGCGGAAAGUGCCGGGCCGGACCAAGAGCUUCGACCUGCUGGUGGCGGAGCUGAAGAAUGGAGCACGGACCCGGGAGAGGGGGGUCCCGGUCCGGGAGAGACCCAGCGGGGCUGUGCCCAGCCCGGAGACCCCCGGCCCUCAACUGGGAGCCCCACACGGCCGGGGCAGGCUCGCCAACUGCACGGCGCCCAGGUCCUGGGCGUCUUCGGAGAGCGGGGCGGAGGAGGACAGCAGUGGGGUGGAGCCGCAGGGCACGGAGCCCAUGUCACCCCCCCAGCACAGCCGGCUGUCCAGCGAGGAGAGCGAGGGCGAGGGGCUGGAGGAGCCGUCCGAUUGGAGCUACAGCCCCUGGCAUCCCAAGCCACUGGGGGUCUGCUCGUUCGGCAGCCACGCGCUGGGCCGCGGCAUCUUCACCUUCGACCGGCGGCUCCACCGCCUGCGCGCCGCGCUCAGCAGCAUGGUGGAGCGGCACCUCAACUCGCACCUGUGGAAGAAAAUACCUCAAGCGGCAGACCUGCAGUCACCGCGUACCUCGGCUCCUCACCCUGCGUCAUCCUCUCCCACCUUCUCGCCCCGGAAUUCCUCGGCUCCUGCCGGCAGCGCCAGCCUUCCGAGCGCCUCUCCCCUCCGGACUUCCUCCUCCUGCUUGACGUCUUCUGCCUUUGCCCGAGAGACCAGGCCUCAGCCGUGCCCAGCAGCUUCCCCCAGCCCCGGCACGGCUUGCGGCCCCCCAGACAGCGUGGGCGGGGGCGGGCAGUCCAUCACCUCGCCGCUGCCGGCCAACACCCCCUCACCCUCGGGCCCCAGCCGGGCCCCAACGCCUGCUGGCAAAGCCAGCAAGCCGUCCCGCCAGAAGGAGAGGCCCAGCCCGGAGCACGUCACCUCCUCCAGGAAACGGAAACGGCAAAGGCCUCCCUUGUCCAGUGAGGACCCCCCCAGCCAUGAGAGGAACUGUGUGGCUCAGGAGAGGGGCCGGACUCCUGUAUCGGUGUCCUCGGAAGACCCCACAAGGACUGCCCCCUGCCACCACGGACCAAUCAAUGGGUCCCUCUCCCCAGGCAAGCCACGCCCCCCGCCAGAGCCUCCCUCUUCGCCCAGCCAGACCAGGCGUGGAACUCCGCCCCCUCGGCAAGCCCCUCCCCCAGACCCUAGCUCGCGGGGUCGGGGGGCUAGUCCCAGCAUGCACAGCAAGGCCGUCAGCUAUGACCACAAGGGCCUGGGCAAGAAACGGAAGAGUGGCACCCCACCUUCCCCCGCCGAGCCCCGGGCCCACAAGCCGCACCGCACACCCCACUCCCCCCAUGCCAGCCUCUUCCCGUGGAAGAAAGAUGGCAGGGGAGGGGGGGGCCUCGCCGCUGGGCUGGAGAGGAAACUGGGCGCACAGAAGCCGAACCUGCAUCACUGAGAGUGCCUGCCUUUCGAGCCACCAGGAGACGACCCGUUUCUGUGUGUGGACAGGGGCCCUGGGACUGUGUGCUUGUGAGUG
Lepisosteus oculatus (spotted gar) is the source of this 2870-nucleotide messenger RNA. RefSeq names its product ataxin-7-like protein 2. Lineage: Eukaryota; Metazoa; Chordata; Actinopteri; Semionotiformes; Lepisosteidae. The record is from RefSeq and is a predicted model, not a curated record.